AUGGCAGCCACUCGGGACAGUUCCCUGCUCUCGAGCAUGACCGCCGGUACUCGACGUCGCUCCACCUCCAGUACCGAUGGGCCAGUCCCCUCCAAGCGGCGGAAAAGAACCUCGCCCUCCCCGGCCACCAAGCCUCACGGACCUCGCCAGAAGAUCACAAGGGCCUGUGACCACUGCAAGGAGAAGAAAACCCGCUGCACGGGCACUCUGCCCUGUGUGCGCUGCUCAAAGCUGUCGCUGCCUUGCGAAUACAAUGCGGCCUACUCUCGAGGCCUCCCCCCGGAUGGUGCAGACAGCCCCCGUGUUCAAGACGUCGUCGUCACUACAAACGCAAGUCCAGGCCUGCGCAGGUCCGGGUCUGCCCGGCGCUCCUGCAGACCGGUCCUUAGCUCACGCCAGCCCCACGGGGGCAAUGAGCUGUCUCAGCGUAACUCGCCGGACCCUGCGGUCACCGACUUGGAGGGGAACUACCUGGGACCGGCAUCAGGCGUAUCCUUCCUCACUCGUGUCUGGGGUCGCCUGCACCAGGAUAAGCUGCACGCGAUACCCGAUGGGCUGCAAGAUGAGUCUUCCAACAAGAACACCUCCGUCUUCAUGUUUGGCGACAAGCCGUACUCGGACUAUCGGGAGGCUACCUUUACGCUGCCACCGUUUGACAAGGCCCAGGAGCUGGUCGAUAUCUACUUUGACUUCUCCAUGGUCACGUAUCGCUUUUUACACCGGGGAAGCGUCGAGGGGUGGCUUCAACAGGUGUACGAAAGCAACGUCUCCUCUUCAAAUCCUCCAGUGGGUCCGAUGGUGGUGCGAACGGCCAUCAUUCUCAUGAUUUUCGCCGUGAGCACCCUUUACGAAGAACAACGACCUAGUCGCCAGGUGGACGGAUGGUGUCAGAGCCAUCCUAGUGAGCAAUGGUAUGCGGCCUCCAAAUACAUGACCUCUUUAGAGUCCGGACCCCCGCGACUGGAAUCGGUCCAGGCAAGGCUGGGCCAGUGUCUCUACUUGCUCGCCACCUCUAGAGCAAACGAAUGUUGGUACUCUUUUGGCACAGCCCUUCAGCUGGUGACUGCCAUGGGCUUGCACCGCAAGUGCCCCGGCAAGCGUCUCAAGGGAGGGAAUACGUACUUGGAUCGAGAGCUGCGCAAACGCAUCCUGUGGAGCGCUUAUAUGCUGGACCGAUACCUCAGCAUCAUGUUCGGGAGGCCGCGCUUAUUGCAUGAUGAAGACAUCGACCAGCACCUUCCGGAGGAGGUGAAUGAUGAAGAUAUGCUGCAGGAUGAUCCGGCGCGAAGGUCCGGGUCCGCAGACUGCAUGAUGAUUGCGUCCAUUCUCCACUUCAAACUCGGCCGCAUACUGGGCGACAUCUCCCGGCAACUCUACACGGUAAAUCCUUCUUCACGGAGCCCAGCUCUGGAGACUGCUGCUCGCCUCACGUCCGAGCUGGAGCAGUGGAAAGCGACCGCACCGGCGCUUUUUAACAGUGUUCGUGCUACUAGCCUCAUCCCCCCACUCUGCAGACAAAGCCAGGUUCUGCAAUUAGCAUACUCGCACGCCGUAAUCCAUGCCACACGGUCAUUUCUUUUGAAUGACUUUACGGAUCUGAGACGCAGACCGCAGGCCCCAUCGCCAAUGGUGUCUAGUCACGUACGGAAGUGCGUCGAAGCCGCCCAGCAAGUCAUGGAGCUGGUGGAUAGCCUUGCCAAACAGAGCGUCCUGAUCCAGUCGUUCUGGUUUACCCACUAUGUAUGUUUCUGCGCCAUCACAGUUGUAUAUAUCUACACGAUCCAGCAGUAUCGAACGGUUUCUACCCCGGAGACGCCUUCACAGGGCACCGAGGACAUCAGCCGUCUGUGUCCGCUCUUCCAGCUCGCAGAAACGUGCCAGCACCACCUUGCAGAGGCGACCCGCAAGAACUGCCCGAGCCGUCGCUAUAGUAUUAUCCUGGAGGAGCUCCGAAAGGAAGUGCACCGGCAGAUCGGUCCAGACUUGAGCUCUGUGAGUGACUCAUCUGAGCAGUUCCAGAGCAUGUGUGCGAGUCAGCCAGUAGCGGAACGACAUCCCAAUCUUACCCCGGUCUACCCGCCCAUGCCGCCGGAUGUUGGGCCCCUCCACUAUCCGGGUCUGCAGCUCGACCUCACGGGACACCCAUUCGGCCCCGAUGGCGACAUUGGACAGUCGAUCGAUAAUCUGGAGGGGUCUAUCUGGUGGACCCAACUAGACUCUUGGGUAGGUUGA
Aspergillus heteromorphus CBS 117.55 is the source of this 2232-nucleotide messenger RNA. RefSeq names its product Zn(II)2Cys6 transcription factor. The record is from RefSeq and is a predicted model, not a curated record. Gene Ontology annotation, biological process: positive regulation of transcription by RNA polymerase II; DNA-templated transcription. Gene Ontology annotation, molecular function: DNA-binding transcription factor activity, RNA polymerase II-specific; zinc ion binding; sequence-specific DNA binding. The coding region runs from base 1 to 2232 and encodes 743 amino acids. The transcript has 4 exons. Gene Ontology annotation, cellular component: nucleus. NCBI's taxonomy places the organism in Eukaryota, Fungi, Ascomycota, Eurotiomycetes, Eurotiales, Aspergillaceae.